Podarcis muralis (Common wall lizard) is the source of this 503-nucleotide messenger RNA. The record is from RefSeq and is a predicted model, not a curated record. NCBI's taxonomy places the organism in Eukaryota, Metazoa, Chordata, Lepidosauria, Squamata, Lacertidae.
AUCGGGGGAGCUGGGGAAGGAACCCGGAAGUGGGGAGGAAGAGGCGUGUUGUUCUCGCCGCCAGGACUCGGGAGUAGGGCGGCCGCAGCAGCGCGGGCGGGAUGGAGAAGAACGGGCCGGUCGUUCUCACAGAAUUCCCUGAACUGAAGAAUGAUACCUUCCUCCGAGCAGCACAUGGAGAAGAGACAGAAUACAUCCCUGUUUGGUGCAUGAGGCAAGCAGGAAGGUACCUCCCAGAGUUCCGAGAGACGCGAGCAGCUCAGGAUUUCUUUGCUACCUGUCGAUCACCAGAGAAGUGUUGUGAACUUACUCUGCAGGUGUGUUGUGAACUUAUUCUGCAAGUGUGCAAGGUUCCAGGAGGGAGAGUUCUCUCCCCUCCCCCCCAUUCACAAUUCCUGUUCUGCAGACUGUGGCAGGAGCUGAAUAUACCCCAGAGUAUAAACUGUGACAUUUGCUCCCACAAGAUGGUCAGCAGCAUAGUUUUAUGAGAGGCUCACCAGACU